Molecule: messenger RNA, 996 nt
Organism: Trichobilharzia regenti
Lineage: Eukaryota; Metazoa; Platyhelminthes; Trematoda; Strigeidida; Schistosomatidae
Source: the annotation of a GenBank genome assembly
CUUUCUAAAUAUUUAGUCCUUUCGUCAAGUGGUGCAAGUACAGCAGCUAGUUCAGAUCCAGAAUCAGAACCACCGGCGCCUACAGUUCCUAGGAUUCGUCGUCAUCGACCAAAAAAGCUGCCACCAGCUGAAGUUCGUUUAGCACUUUUAGGCUUAACAUCUAAUAAUGAUGAUGAUAGGGCGAAUGUUGUCGACGGGAAUCAUGAACUCACAGAGAAUGAAGAAGACGGAGUAGACGAAGAAGAAGAAGAAGAAGAGGUCUUUGAUCUAGCUCACAAUGAUGAUGUCUCUGAAGCUGAAGACUAUGAUCUACGACCGGUUGAAAAGAUCCCAAAAGAAACACCUUCUUCAUCACAUAAAAAAGUUCGUCGAAAAGUGUUACCGGAAGCUCAAGAUUCUGAAGAUGCUGAGGAGGAAGAGGGUAGUUCUGAUCAAGGUGAUGGUGAUGAUGUUAACAAUGAUGAUAUAAAUGGGACAGAAAGGGGCGAAAAAUCUCGUCAUCAGAAUAAACGAAAAAAGAAAUUGAAACAGCGUACCAAAAUCUUGGAAAAGAAGCGUAAAGUUCAAGCAAGAAUAGAACGUGAAGCGAAACUGUGGUUAGCCGAUGACAAUUCUGAAGAAUUUUGUAAUGAUGAUCGUUUUGAUGAAUUUCUUCGAAAUCCAGCCUUUGAAAUUAGUCAAACACAUCCAGAGUAUAAAGAGGCGAGUGCAUUUCUGCAUUAUAUGAAAAUGCACAGAUCGAAAGUUGUAUAAAAUAACGCGUGUUUUUGCGCGCACAUACACAACACAAUAAAUGCCUUGUGGUAUGUUUUCUGCUACAAUUGUACAGUACAAUUCUUCCUAAGUUCUCUUUUGCCUUGCUACUUCUCCUCUUAUGACUACUCUUUUUGUAUAUUAUUACUUUGUAUCUUUAACACAACUGAGGUGUUGUAUUGAUUUUUUAUUUUUUGUUUCCCAGAAAUUUAGGAUAUGCAGAAAUAAAUAUACAUAUAUGAG